UCAUGGGUGUACACGACAACCCCAGCUACCACGUCACGCAGUUGUCACAUCGCGAUAUUUUUGUGGCUCUUUUUAGGGUGUGUGCAUUCUUUAUUUGUGUUGUGCUACUUAUGUGGAUUAUUAGGUGAUAUUUCUCUUUUUACUGGAUAGAGAUUCCAAGCCGCCAAGAUGCCGAAAUCUAUACUUGGCUAUAUAAGCAACGCACUUGAUAUAGGCGGAAAUGAUAACAUUCUGAUGAACGUCCGCGUGACGACGAUGGACGCGGAGCUGGAGUUCGCGAUCCAGCAAACAACGACCGGCAAGCAGCUGUUCGACCAGGUCGUCAAGACCAUCGGCCUGCGCGAGGUCUGGUUCUUCGGACUCCAGUACACCGACUCCAAGGGUGACCUCACAUGGAUCAAACUCUACAAGAAGGUGAUGCAACAGGACGUCAAGAAGGAGAACCCCCUGCAGUUCAAGUUCCGCGCCAAAUUCUACCCCGAGGAUGUGGCCGACGAGCUCAUACAGGAGAUCACACUCAAGCUCUUCUACCUUCAGGUGAAGAACGCGAUCCUGUCGGACGAGAUCUACUGCCCGCCGGAGACGUCGGUGCUACUCGCAUCGUACGCGGUGCAGGCGAGACACGGCGACCACAACCCCGCGCUGCACGGCGCCGGCUUCCUGGCCAACGACCGUCUGUUGCCGCAGCGCGUCACCGACCAGCACAAGAUGUCCCGCGAAGAGUGGGAGCAGAGCAUCACGAAUUGGUGGCAGGAGCACCGCGGCAUGCUGCGCGAGGACGCCAUGAUGGAGUACCUUAAGAUCGCGCAGGACCUCGAGAUGUACGGCGUCAACUAUUUCGAGAUCCGCAACAAGAAGAACACCGAGCUCUGGCUCGGCGUCGACGCUCUAGGGCUCAACAUCUACGAGAAGGAUGACAAACUGACCCCAAAAAUCGGGUUCCCGUGGUCGGAAAUCCGGAACAUCUCGUUCAACGACCGCAAGUUCAUCAUCAAGCCGAUCGACAAGAAGGCGCCGGACUUCGUGUUCUUCGCGCCCCGUGUGCGCGUCAACAAGCGGAUCCUCGCGCUGUGCAUGGGCAACCACGAGCUGUACAUGCGCCGGCGCAAGCCUGAUACCAUCGACGUGCAGCAGAUGAAGGCUCAAGCCAGGGAGGAGAAACUCGCCAAACAGGCUCAGAGAGAAAAGCUGCAACUUGAGAUUGCGGCCCGCGAGCGCGCCGAGAAGAAACAACAGGAGUACGAGGACCGACUGCGGCAGAUGCAGGAGGAGAUGGAGCGCUCACAGGCAAAUCUGAUGGAGGCCCAGGAUAUGAUCCGAAGGUUGGAGGAGCAGCUGCGUCAGCUCCAGGCUGCCAAGGAGGAGCUGGAGAGACGCCAGAACGAACUGCAAGCCAUGAUGACGCGCCUCGAGGAGACCAAGAACAUGGAAGCGGCAGAGCGCGCCAAGCUGGAGGAAGAGAUCCGCACGAAGCAGGAGGAGGUGCAGCGCAUCCAGCAGGAGGUGGAGGUGAAGGACACGGAGACGCGCCGCCUGCAGGAGGAGGUCGAGGAGGCGCGCCGCAAGCAGGACGAGGCGGCGGCGGCGCUGGCGGCGGCCACGACCCCGCAGCACCACCACGUGGCGGAGGCGGCGGGCAACGGCGCGGGCGGCGCCGACGACGCGGGCUCCGACGGCGGCUCCGACUCCGGCGGCGGCGGCGACCUCACGCGCGCGCCCGACGACCUCGUCGACCCCGUGGCCGACCGCCGCACGCUCGCCGAGCGCAACGAGCGCCUGCACAACCAGCUCAAGGCGCUGAAGCAAGACCUGGCGCAGUCGCGCGACGAGACGAAAGAGACGGCCAUGGACAAGAUCCACCGCGAGAACGUGCGCCAGGGCCGCGACAAGUACAAGACGCUGCGCGAGAUCCGCAAGGGCAACACCAAGCGGCGCGUCGACCAGUUCGAGAACAUGUAAACACACCGCACACCACACAACACGCGCUAUUUGCGAGCUGAACACUCACCCGAAGGAUUUAAUGAGAACCCAUCUAGUUGACAAUAAACACAUACAGCAUAAAUAAUACACACUUAAAUCCCGAGGUGCUGAGACCUUUUCAACUCCCAAAUAGUCUAGAAUUGGCGUGAGAAAUAGCCCCUUAUAGACUUCGACAGUCUGUUAAAAGUUAUUCGAGACAAUGUAAGCUAUGGAUAAGUGUACACAAUUAUAGUCUUUACGACACCGGUAGAAAGGUUAUAAUUGUUUCGAGCGACACGCACGGUCUAACGAUUCACCUGACCCGAAUGCAUUUAAGUGCCAAAAGCAUGUUACGUUGUUUUGAAUUUUAUUACCCUUAAACUCCUGUUGAAUAUGUUGCAUUGUAAAAGUUAUGAUUGUCUCAUAGCGAUUGUGUUGGACCGGCGUGUAAUUGACAAUGAUAGAUGUUAUUCGUAGGAGAUCGAGUAUUUUUACAUUUUUAUACACCGUCCAGGCAAACGAUUACCUUUGCCGCGUGAAGAGAUUGUCGCAUUAUAUUAUACAAGUGAAGUGGAACGCUGGUGCUUACGUGUGUGUCACGAACAAGCGGACUCGUCGCCGUCGUAGUCGGGAUUAUGUAAAUAUUGAUUAUUACUUAAUAGUAAUUUUAUUUUAGACCAUAAUGUGCUAUAACCGAAUAUGUAUACAUCGUACUAGCAGGGAUCAUGUUCUACGAUAACAUUUUAACAACGCAAAAAUCAGACAUAAGGCACACAGAUUUGUUUUAUUGUAAUUUUAAGCGAUUUGGAUUUUAUUCUAUAACUAAUGUUAUAUCGGGAGUAACACGUGAGUCAUAAAUUAAAGAGCUGUGUGCUUCAAGUUAUGCAGUAACUUUUUUAUUUGUGGUAGAUACGUUUAUUAUAGUUUGCCUGUUGAUUAUUUAGUGAUACGUGUUGUAUGUAUCGUACCGAGUGUCUAGUGUCGAGGAGGCGAUGUGUCGGGAGCGGGUCACUUGUGUUCAUGAGUAGCGGAGGACAGAGCACUUCGAAUACCAGCGAGACUGACUUACAUUCAAUAAAUAUGUCGUGUGAAACACCAAUAUUUUUGAUGAUACUUAAAUUUUGCGAGUAUUGCUCAAAAACAGUUAAUAAAAUGAUGUCCGAAGUGUCUGAGCGGAACAGUAGUGGGGUGAAAGGGAGGGGGCGCUGCCCCUUAUUUAUUUUUAUAAUCAUUUAUAUUUUAGAUAUAGGAGUUGAAUUAGAGCUUCAAGUGUAAUUAUCAUUUCCGAAUCAGUCUCUUCGUUGUUUAAUACUUGAUGUUCUGUAAAUUUAUGCUGAUAUUAUGUUAUAUAACUUUGUGUAGUCGGUAUUUUAGUUCGCCUAGCUCGCGCAGCGCGAGGAUGCCACGAUUAAACUCACACCAUGUCGGCCUUUCAAAUCUAUUCCUACUUCUUCGUCUUGAACAAAAUUCGAAAUAGCUACUAAAAUAUUUAAUUGUAUGCUUAUAAGAAGUGUAUAAUGUUAUUUUUUAAGUAAUAAAAGGCAUUCCAUAAGUUACAAUGCGGUGGCGUUUACUCGAUUUCGAUAAAAUUAUAAAUAGUUGCAAUAUUUUCGCGUUUUGUUGAAACAUUGUGCCAUCCGUCGCACGGCCCGCGGCCGGCGCCGCGGGGCCCACACCAGUAUUGAGCUAUUUAUCUCGUCAUUAUUUUCUAAAAUUAUACAAUACCAUGUUGCCUUUCAAUCUAGGAUGAAAUUUUUUUCCAAUAAAACGUUAAGUAAAUAAAA
Molecule: messenger RNA, 3743 nt
Organism: Pectinophora gossypiella (pink bollworm)
Lineage: Eukaryota; Metazoa; Arthropoda; Insecta; Lepidoptera; Gelechiidae
Gene: Moe
Product: moesin/ezrin/radixin homolog 1-like
Exons: 13
Coding region: 169-1959 (596 amino acids)
Biological process (GO): regulation of cell shape; positive regulation of protein localization to early endosome; regulation of organelle assembly
Cellular component (GO): filopodium; adherens junction; plasma membrane
Molecular function (GO): actin binding; cell adhesion molecule binding
Source: RefSeq, a predicted model, not a curated record